Xenia sp. Carnegie-2017 is the source of this 615-nucleotide messenger RNA. Its product is annotated as zinc finger protein 862-like. NCBI's taxonomy places the organism in Eukaryota, Metazoa, Cnidaria, Anthozoa, Malacalcyonacea, Xeniidae. Bases 1 to 615 code for a protein of 204 amino acids. The record is from RefSeq and is a predicted model, not a curated record. The transcript is spliced from 2 exons.
AUGUCGGUUGAAACAGUUGAAAACGAAGAUGCUUCAGGGCUGAAGGAAGCUAUGAACGAAGCUUUUGCCCGUUUUGGCAUUACAAACUUUGAAUCGAAACUAGCUGCAACUGGUCUAGAUGGGGCAAGUUUUAAUAUGGGGAGAAAUACUGGUUUAGAAGCUCGUCUAAAAGAAGUCGCUCCUUGGCUCACUGUCGUCCACUGCUUCAAUCACCGUCUAGAAUUUGCUGCUGCCGACGCAUUCAAUGCUACGUUUUUUGCACAAGUAGAUGAAAUAAUGCGUCAACUGUUUUCUCUGUACCAGAAGUCACCGAAGAAACUGAGAGAGCUGAAAAAACUAGCUGAAGUGUAUGGAGAAACUGUCUAUAAGCCCAUCAAAGCAAGUGGGACAAGGUGGAUAGAUCACAAAGUGCGCGCCACGAAGGUUUUCCUGGAGAACUACGGCAUGUAUAUGCAGCAUCUUGAACAGGCCGCAACUACUUCACCUGAUGCCCAAAAGCAGAAGAUAAAUGGAUUCCUAGCUAAAUGGAAAGACGCUCGUUUCCCAAUGUAUGCUUCUAUCUUUGUGGACAUUAUUGGUCCUUUGCGUGUUUUGUCUCUUGGACUACAAAACUGA